AUUUGCACGCAGCGCUUUAUUUGAUAUUACACGCGAUAAUGGGCAGAAAUAAAAAGAAACAAAGUCAAACUAUUCCUUUAAUUCCUACUUCACAAAACAAAAGAGCAAGACGCAAGAAAGCCAAGAAGCUUAAAAAGAACUUGGAAGGAACAAAUGCAAUCAUAUCCAACAUGCCUUCUAUAAAAGUCAAUGAGAGUAAAAAAAGUAAAAAGCGAAGAUUUUUAAAAGAACAACAACAACAGAAAGCUUCUGUUUUAACAAAUUCCAAUGUGAAAAUAACAAACAAAAAACGAGCCGGGUUUGGUGAAGCAUCCAGUGAGAGUGAUUCUGAGCCUAUUGAAGCUGACUGGGGGAGUGCAAACGACCAUUCAGAUAACGAUGAUGAACAAUGGCAAAGUGAAGAAAAUGUCACAAGAUCAUUCACUAAUUCCAAUGAUGAUGAACAAAGUGAUUCGGGGUCUUCAGACAAUGACCUUGAGGAAUCUGAAGAAGAUGAAGAUGAAGAGUUAAGCGAAAAUGAGCUGAAUACUCUGAUACAAUCUCAGAAGAAACCAAUGACUAAGGAUACUUCAAAACAAAAAAUCAGUGGUCCGAAAAAGAAACCUCUAAAACGAACUCGUGGUAUGUUUUAUCCACAUUUCGACUGUCGAAUAUUCAAUCUCGAACUGGAAUAAGAUAGAAACCUAUCCGUUACUAAUGUAACUCGAAUAACUCGUUUUAUUUGGAACACCUCAGUAGUGUUCAUGUAUUCACUGGUCGAUUCCAAUACUCUCAGUUUUCAGGAUGUGCACGUUAUGCUUGAAUACUUGAGUAUUUUCCAAAGAUCUGCAAUUUUCCUACGUCGCUUUGUCUUAGUUGACUUCAUUGUUGCUGAUCGUUUGUUAAGUAUCUGAAGUAAAUUGAUUCAGUAAACAGUUGCUCAGUACUAGUUAUUGAAUUUUGUCAAAUUUUAUUUAUAGAGCUCCACUCAUUAUACAAUAAACAAAGUUCGCUAUACAAUAUUAGUUUACUAAAUACAGUUUUAAAGUAGAUUCAACUUGCAUCAAUUGAAUCAACACCCAUAGUAAAUCCAAAUAUCUGUUCACUAUUCCCUUACUUUAAAGGGUUCUUCAAAUAUUGUUGUUUUCAAACUAUAUGCAAGAUAAGACCACCUAUUCCAACUGACAUUGGUUCUGGAGUAGGCUGGAACACAUUUGGGGUCAGCUAGACCAAAACGUAACAUUAGUUUUUUAAUUCCCUCAAGACUGUCGAUCCGGGCCAAAUUCGUGGAUACUGGCCGCCUGGUCGCGAUCUGCGGUCGGAGACAUUAGGUAACUUGUAUUUUACACCGAGCCGUAGUUCUCGCUUCAAGCAUUGAUAAAUUUACAACAUGUGUAGUACGUGUAGCUAAUUUGUAUUGAAUGCAUAAAAAAUUCAUACCGCUUAAAGUGCCUUCAGUGCGGUUCCACUUUUGUCUUCUAAACUAAUGCAAUGUACUUUUAAGGCAGAGAUGAAUGAUUGCUAAUAGUAGAAUCCUGGACGCGCCUUUCGUUCUGUUUGGUAUUCGCCAGCUAGAUGUACCUGCACUCUGUAACUCGAACCCAGUACCGUUUGCUUCUAACGGCGUCUCAUUGUCUACUUAGCUACGGAGUUCAGAUAGCCACUGGGUUAUGCAACAGAGUAAAUUUUAGUUCACGUUCGUUGGUUAUUUGAAUCUUCCAGUGGUUAUCUGGACUCAGUAGCUAAGUGGGUAAUGGGACGGUGCUGGGUUCGAGUUCCAGAUGGAACGAAGCGCGCGUUCUGAAAUCCACCGCCAGUCACCAUUCAUCUUCACCUAAAAUGUUUGUGACUUACUGGCAAUAUCAAGACAAUCCGCACAGGACCCACAUAUACUAAAAGUGACGGAUCAAUUGUAGUCCUAAACAUCAACGGGAAAAUCCAAGCAACCAAUAUUUAUAAUGAAUAUACUUCACAUAUUUCGCCCGUUUAUUCAAUUAAACUUACCGUCGGCUUAUUGUCUUUUUAGAAUCUGUUGAAAACACUCCAACGUCCGCAAAGAAAAUGAAAACAGUUGGAGAGUCAAAGCAAUCAAUCGUAAAACCUCUUGAUAAAGGUGAUGAUCAUCAAGUGUCUGUGUCAUAUAGUUGGAAAAAUGAAUCUAUUAUAAUUGAGGAAAUCAAAAAACGUGCAAUUGAACUUUCAUCUGCUACGUUGCAUGUGAGUCCAUUACCACCGGAUCAUAACGAGUCUAUGCUGAAAUCAUUGUCACCGAGUAUGAUGUCAUAUCGAUUUUCAAUAAGGAAAAAUAAAAGGAUUCGAGACUUUGUGUUUCUUCAAUACGUUGAUGCGGAUACAGCUGAAGCUGCAAGAAAAUCUAUAUCUGGUCGUCUAUUUGCCGGUAAAACAAUCUCUGCUCAACCUAAUCGUUUGUCAUUUCCUAUCAGUGAUUUAAAGUUGGAUAAUAUUAAUCGAACACAACUUUUUGUGACUGGUUUCAAUAGUUCAACAACUAGAAAUGAUUUAAUACAUAUAUUUCCAAAAGGCACUGUUGAUUUUCCAUUGACCAUAGAUGGAAUGACAUGCGGUUAUGCAGUUAUCAAAUUUGUCAAUGAAGAUGUAUCACUUGAGGCGUUUUCCACAACACAUAAACGACUUGUUCGUGGUCUACCAAUAUUUGUCAAUUUUAUAUUUUCUCGUUCUAAAGUAAUAGAUCAGAAACAAAAUAAUGAUGAAAAUCAAUUAAAGGCUAACAAAUCUAAAAAUGAUCAAUCAUUGGAAAAAAUGAAAGAGAAACAAUUGAAUAAACCAUCAUCAUCAUCAUUGGAAAAGACUUCUAACAUAGUAAUUCAGAAAACAACAGUGAAUACAAAAGAUAUUGGUAAUAAAGAGAAGGGUAGUAAUACAAAAGUUUUAGUCCAACAAUUACCUGAAUCUGAAAAUGAUUUCAAAUCAUCAGCUAGUGAUGAAUCAAAUGAUGAAAGUAAAACCGAUGAAUUAUUUGUUCAUCAAACCAAAAAUAAAAAUUCAACCACUAGUAAAACAUCUGUACUAAAUGAUCUUGUAUCAUCGAAAAUGUUGAAAGUGUCCCCCAAAAAGAAAUCCAAAUCUGAAAUGAGUAAACUAGAUGAUGAUGAGGAUGAUAGUGAUGGUCAAGAUGAUGAUGAUGAUGAUGACGACGACGACGAUGAUGAUGAAGACAAUGAAGAUUUAGACGAUGAAGAUGAAAUUAGCGAGUAUGAUGAGGAUGACAGCGGUACUGAGGAAGAGGACGAUGAUGAAGAUGUAGAUGAUGAUGACGAGGAUGAGGAAGAUCUAGGCGAUACAGAUAGUGAUGAUGCGUCUGAAGAUAGCGAUGAGGUGGUUAAAAACGAUUCCAAGCAGAAAAACACAGUUAAUAACAAGAAUAAACCUUCACCUUUAAAAAAUAAUAGCCAAAUCAUUUCCGUUGACGAAGAACAAGCCUCAUCAGCUGAUGGUAAUAAUAGUUCCGAUGAGGAAAUUGACAAACAAUUGAUGACAGUUAUUCAAGCUAAGCGUAAUGCUAAAAAAUCAUUCAAGUCACCUAAGAAUGCUAAGCGUAAUUUGGACUCAGCAAAGCACUCUGGAAAAAAAUCUCAACCUCAAUGGCUUCGUGUACCUGAAACUAUGAAGGGCAAGAAGAAAUAGAUAAAAACUAAUUAUGAACGGUCAAAUAUACUGUAUAUAUAGAUUCAUAUAAUGAAUAAAAAUUAUUAUAUUUGGU
Schistosoma bovis is the source of this 3721-nucleotide messenger RNA. The record is from the annotation of a GenBank genome assembly. NCBI's taxonomy places the organism in Eukaryota, Metazoa, Platyhelminthes, Trematoda, Strigeidida, Schistosomatidae.